Chiloscyllium plagiosum (whitespotted bambooshark) is the source of this 2852-nucleotide messenger RNA. It is a transcript of the gene asb4, whose product is annotated as ankyrin repeat and SOCS box containing 4. The record is from RefSeq and is a predicted model, not a curated record. Gene Ontology annotation, molecular function: protein binding. Gene Ontology annotation, biological process: intracellular signal transduction. Lineage: Eukaryota; Metazoa; Chordata; Chondrichthyes; Orectolobiformes; Hemiscylliidae. Gene Ontology annotation, cellular component: cytoplasm.
AGCUCACUUUCUCAUUAGGAUUACUAUGAGUGUGGUAAUUGGUGCUGCGAUUGAUAAUGGAAGUAGAAAGUCCACGAGCUCGUGCGGCCAGAAUACUUAAAGCAACAUUUUUACAAGCACUGCAGAAUAAUGACUGUAAAUCCCUGAACGAAAUCCUAGGGAAGAAGAAGAUAGAUGUUGAUACCAUUUUUGAAGUGGAAGAUGAAACCAUGAUUUUGGCAUCUUAUAAACAAGGUUACUGGCUGCCAAGUUACAAACUGGGGUCAUCCUGGACAACAGGCCUACACUUAGCAGUGAUGCUUGGUAACCUGGAGAGUAUGGCAGUGCUACUAAAUCAUCAAGCUAGUGUAAAUUAUCAACCAAACGGGAAAGCACCUUUACAUGUUGCCAUUGAUGUGAGAAACAGGGACUGCGUUAGCAAAUUGUUACAUCAUGGAGCUAAAGUAAAUUCUUUUUCACUGAGUGGAUAUACACCAUUACAUUUAUGCAGAACGAAGGAGUCAGUUUCCUGUGCAAAACUACUGAUCUGGAAUGGUGCCAACCUGAAUCUACAGGCUAACAAUGAUUAUCAAGAUACUCCACUGCACACAGCCGCACGCUUUGGUGUACCUGAACUCGUGGCCCUUUACGUCAACCAUGGAGCAGAUGUUGAUAGUCUUAAUGUCUAUAAUGAAACACCACUUAUUACAGCAAUUUACUGGGCUUUAAACAUGAAGGAACAACAAUAUAGCACAGACCAUCAUCUGAUCUGUAGAAUGCUUAUAGACUAUGGAGCUUCUGUGAAUGCUCGAGAUCGGGAUUACAAAUCUCCACUUCAUAAAGCAGCAUGGAAUUGUGACCAUCUGCUCCUGAAAAUGUUGUUAGAAUCAGGCGCCCAUAUUGGGUCAAUGGAUGUCAAUGGCUGUGCCUCUCUACAGUACCUCCUGAAGGUCACAGGAGUACGUCCUGCAGCACAACCAGAGAAAUGCUAUCAACUGCUGCUAAACCAUGGAGCUGCAAGGGUUUACCCUCCGCAGUUUCACAAGGUACUACAAUCAUGCUACAGCUGUCCAAAAGCAGUGGAGGUUAUGAUCAAUUCAUAUGAAUUCAUUCAAGCCACGCCAAAGUGGAGGCAAGUUAUACCAGAUGAGAUCCUAGAGCAACACUGGGAAUUUUAUAAAUCUCUGUUUGAUGUCUGUGGAAGAUCUCCACGCUCUCUGAUGCACCUGGCUAGAUGUGCUAUUCGAGCAGUGUUACAGAAAAGGUGUUACAAAGCAGUGCCAAAACUUAACCUUCCACUUCGACUUAAAAAAUAUCUUCUAUUAGAACCAGAGGGUGUGCUCUAUUGAGUCUCAAAAUUGAUAAAUGAGUUUCCACACAUCACUGGAUCUUAUUCUUCUAGUUAAAUCAACCAUUGCACAAAGUUAAUGGCCUGGAUUUUGUGGUUAGUGAUGCAGGAACAAAACUCACUAUUCAUUAUGUAUACAGCUACCCACAGACUUACUGUGGGUUUUUCAGCAACAGCUUAGAGUUACUAGAGGACCUUUUCAGUGUGGUGCCCUCUUUAGGAGAAUGUGCGUUGUGAGCAGGAAAAGGUGCAGCACAACUCUUACAGAAGCAAGUAGUCUCAACCAGGAAGCAUAAAUUAAAAUAUUAAAUUCAAUGUAAAGUCAGGAACAAAAGCAAAAUGAAGUGAUGUGAGAAACAAAAAAAACUUGAAUUUACAUACAGCUUUCCAUGACCACGAGACAUCUCAAACUGCUUUACAUCUAAUGAUGUCCAAAGAAAUGUAGUCACUAAUAUAAAGUGGCAGCCAAUAGAUACUGAACAAAAUAUGACUCACAAUGUGAUAAUAAACAGAAAACCUGUUUAUGUGACAUUUUUUAAGGCAUAAGUAUUCACUGGUCACCAAGCAGCUUCUUGGAAAUACUGCCAUGGUUAUUUUUACACCUUCCUAAGGAGUCACGUUUGGCCUCAGUUUAAAGUCCCUAUUAAUGCAUCUGAGUGUCAGCUGUGAAUGGAUUCUAACCAAGCUGGCCAAACAAGAACUAAGAGACACAAAUUUACUUUGUUUAUUGACAAUGUUAGUCCAAAUAUCUAUUCCCCCUUUAUAUCUAUAUAUCAAUUCAUUAAUUCAUAGACAUCAUCAGUUUCACUUCUAAUCUUAACUGUGUUCAAGAUGUAAGGUUAAUGUCCAGGGAUAUGCAGGCUAGGUGGAGUGGCCAUGCUAAAUGUGGGGUUAUAGGGCUAUGGUGAUGGUGGGGGAUCUGUGUGGAAUGUUCGUCAGAGGGUCGGCGCAGACUUAAUGGACCGAACAGACUCUAUUUGCACUGCAGAAAUUCUAUGAUUCUAUGAGUGCAUUGUUGCUAACUUUGUGGAUGACAUAAAGAUAGGUGAAGGGUCAUGUAGUUUUUAGGAGGCAGGGAGUCUGCAGAAGGACUUAGUCAGGCUAGAAAGUGGGCAAAGAAUGACAGAGGGAAUAUAAUGUGGGAAAUUGUGAGGUUCUACACUUUAGUGGGAAGACGAGGGGCACAGAUUAGUUUCUAAAUGGGGAAAGGCUUUGGAAAUCUGAAGCACAAGGGGACUUAAGAGUACUAGGUCAGGAUUGUCUUAAGGUUAACUUGCAGUUUCAUUUGGCAGUUAGGAAAGCUAUGUUUCAAGAGGGCUAGAAUACAAGAGCAGGGAUGUGCUGCUGAGGCUGUGUAAGGCUCUGGUCAGACUGCAUUUGGAACAUGGUAAGCAGUUUUAGGUCCUGUAUCUAAGGGCAGAUGUGCUGGUGGUAGAAGGGGUCCAGGGGAGGUUCACAAGGAUGAUCCUGGGGAUGAAGAACUUGACACAUGAGGAGUGGUUGAGAAAUUCGGGUCUGCACUCCA